Molecule: messenger RNA, 2487 nt
Organism: Polistes canadensis
Lineage: Eukaryota; Metazoa; Arthropoda; Insecta; Hymenoptera; Vespidae
Gene: Asciz
Product: ATM interactor
Exons: 4
Coding region: 788-2464 (558 amino acids)
Biological process (GO): regulation of transcription by RNA polymerase II
Cellular component (GO): nucleus
Molecular function (GO): DNA-binding transcription factor activity, RNA polymerase II-specific; transcription cis-regulatory region binding
Source: RefSeq, a predicted model, not a curated record
UUUCCUCUCUCUCUCUAUCUCUUUGUCUUUUUUUCUUUCUUUUUCUCUAUUCUGCAUACUGUAAACGUUUUUAAAGCAAUGAAUAAACGUUUAGCCUUGGCUCGUACGGAACAUUAUAUGCACAAUUUAACUGCUAAAAAAAUAUUCAACUCACUUUACAAAUGUAAAAUUUAUUCGCGUAUAUCUCUUGUUUUCUUUAAAUAAAAUUAAAAAAAAAAUAUAAAACACAAAAGAUUUUAUUUUUAAUGCAACAUUAUAUAAACUUAAACGUUACAAUGUCGUUCAAAUAUAUCUGUUAUAAAAAUAAAAAGGUGUAGCAGGGUGUUCAUAUUGAUCACGCUUGUUCAUUUGUUCUCUGCACAUGUCACUCGAUGUUCGAAAAAGAGAGAAAAAGAAGGGGAAUAGUUUGAUCGAUGCAAUGAGCCCGGUGUUAUGAAUACACAUAUAUAUAUAUAAAAAUAAAUAUAUAUAUAUACAGUGACAGAAACAAAGAGAUGGUCAAGAAUAAACUUGAGAAGAUGACUGAUGAUCUUUGAUAAUCAUUAAAAGAAGACAAGAGGAUUAAUUAAUUAUUCUUUAAAUGAAUAUACCGGCGCGAAUUUGACAGAUUGCGAAUUCUGUUAUUGGAUUCUUUAUUAUCUCUCUCUCUCUUUCUUUCACAUAAUCUUACAUUGGUCUCCUCUCUCUCUCUCUCUCUCUGUCUCUCUUUCUUUUACAUAACCUUCCAUCGGUCUCCUAUCUCUUUCUAUCAACUCUCCUUGCAUAGGAGAGAUGAGGAUAACCUUCAAUGGAGAAAACACAAGUAUUUUCCAAGAACCGAACAACGACAACCUACUGUGAAAUGGUUUGCCCAUCGGCAGAGGAAUUAAGUGUUAUUAAAAAUAGCAUAUGCUGCGAGCAAUGCGGUUUAUUGUUCCGAAACGAGCCACGAUAUCGGUUGCACGAUUUAAAGGUACAUCAAAGAAAAAAAUUAGGAAAAAUAACAAAGGAAAAUGUUCGUUAUCACUGCCCGGUAGAAACUUGUGUUUAUGCUCCAGAAUCGGAAAGAUAUUUUACCACGAUGAAAUAUCUCAAACAGCAUUAUUUGAAAGUGCACGCUGAGAAGACAUUCGCUUGUACAAGUUGCGCUAAAAGUUUCUCCACCGAAGCUGCCAAAGAAGGACACAUGAGGAUAUGCGGCAUUGAAUUUUCCUGUUAUUGUUCGAAGACUUACAGCACUUACGAGGCACUCCUUACACAUGCUAAAAGAUCUUUGCAUACUAUAGACAAUAAAUAUAAAAGCUCUUUAAGACGGACUAACUCAAAGAUCACUCGUGCUAUCCCUUUAUCUCCUACUGUUGUAUCUACUAUAAACAAGCCGGUUAAUAUUUUACCGAGUCAUAAUAACAAUGAAGGAAAUAAUUCUAAUGUUAAUGUAACUGAAAAAACUACCGUCGAUAUUGGCGUACAAACUGAUGAAUAUAAGAAGUAUAGAAGAGCAUCCAGUCCGCUAAAACAGGUCUCUAAUGGUAAUGGAGCCAGUGGAAAACGAAGAGUAUCUAGACAAACGCAAACAAUCGGAUUACAAGGUGAAAAACAUGGUGUUAUAUCGAUGGAGACGCAAACUCCGGACACUAAAUUUAUUGGAAAGGAACCAUUUAAAGUUAGAAAACGUAGGAAGAGUAAUUCAAUAGCUAAAAAGCCCGAAUCUUCGUUGUUAAAAGAAGAUAUCAAUUUAGAAGAUAAUUUUACUUCCUCCAAUCUAUUUCCUGCUAGUCCAUUGACAUUAAGACAUGAUGUAGGCUUACAAGACUUUUGGGAAGAGAAAAACAAUUCUGGUACACAAACUAUAUCUAAAAAGGAUAUGUUUGAGGCAUUACAUGACAACGUUUCUCAAACAGAUUUAGAAACUUUUUAUAGCCAUAGUAACAGUUCACUGAUACAGUGCUUACCCAAAAGUACUGUAGCAUUAAUGACGUUACCUUAUACGGAAGAUUCAACUGUCGUUAAUAACGAAGAAUAUCCAUUUUCUUCGACUAAUAAUAUAUCGAGGUCAGAUCCUAUGUUAACGGAAAAAACUUUCCAUGACAAAUUCAGUAGUAUAGAGACACAAACAGAACAAGGAUAUUCUCAGACGUUUUUUGACUCUGAUGCUUUAUCCAGAACAUUUGCUUUGAGUUCUACCAUCGAAACUCAGACAACAGAUAAUUUUGAUAAUAUGGAACAAUUGUUCUACAAUAAUACUUACACUCAAACUUCGGAUGAAAUGAUAUCGCCCGAUUUAGUAUUAACCAAUAUUCAAACUCAAACUGCUUGGACGCAAUUGGACGAUACAACAGUUUCCGCCGAAACUCAAACUAAAUCAUUAAUUUGUGAAACGGGUUGCAAUAUUUCGAUGGGUGCUUGUCGUUCAUGGCUAAAUGCACAAAUGAGUCAUACUGAAACUCAAACCGAUCUGUUUAGCAUAUUUGAAGGUCUUCAGUAAUAGAAAAAUAUAUAUGUUAAUCA